Messenger RNA from Lindgomyces ingoldianus, 2683 nucleotides. RefSeq lists its product as uncharacterized. Gene Ontology annotation, molecular function: protein binding. The transcript has 2 exons. Lineage: Eukaryota; Fungi; Ascomycota; Dothideomycetes; Pleosporales; Lindgomycetaceae. The record is from RefSeq and is a predicted model, not a curated record. Gene Ontology annotation, cellular component: NuA4 histone acetyltransferase complex. The coding region runs from base 197 to 2683 and encodes 828 amino acids.
CACGCCUGCCCAAAAAUUCAUCAACGCGACCGCCCCCCCUCACCCAAACCCCCAUUUCCCGUCAGCGCCAUCUCCCCCCCGAUGCCGCGCGAUGCACUGAUGCUCAUUGUGAUCGCAGACCGCCGUCGUGCUGGCUCCCCUCCCACCCUCCUCUCGUCGCCCGCGUGCCCCAGACGCCGUCCAGUGGUACCGGGGGAUGAAUACUAGCCUGCCCGCAUACACCCACCUCGAGUCCCUGCUGCUGUUCCAAUCCCUCGCUGCCUAUGGCGUAGACCCCUCCAUCUUCAGCAGAAUCUCGGAGCUGCUGAAGAGGAAUCCACACAUCACCACCCACGAACGCUUCGAGAGCGGUCGGUUGAGUCCCGAUGCACUGCGAAAUUUCUACUUGCAAAUAUUGAAGGACGAGAUUAGGAGCGAGCGCCACGAUGCCGCGCAGGAUGGCGCAGGGCCGAAUGGAGAUGUUAAGAAUUCGCGAAAGCGCAAAGCUCCCAGUCCCAGCCUACCCACCGUCCAGGAAGCAGCCCAGCAUGCACACCUCAUCCCAAAGCUCGUCGAGAAGCUCUACGCGCGCUACCGCACAGCCAUUACCAACCAGAUCAGGGAAGAGGAGUACAGGUACGAAAGGCUCCAGAAAGAGUUGCAGGAGAUUGAACGCGGCGAGUGGGACAAUAGAUUUAAGGAAAAGGUCAAUGGAACAUCGCCCACUUUGCGCAGCCAAAACCUUCCACGGAAGUCACCUCUCCUCCCUCAGACGUCCCCUCACAAAAAGCAGGUCGCCUUGGACCAGCGGGGCACUUCAUCCACGCCUCAACCCCUUGCAGAUCAUGUCCCUUCUCCACAACCAGAUCGGACUGCUCAGCCUCUUCAUCCACCACCCAGGUUCCCUCCCCAGGAACUGGCAAACGCUGCACACAAUGACUCUCCUCCCCAUACCCACAGAUCGCCUUAUCCUCCCCAAGGACUGCAAACCCAAGCGCAACCUCCCUUAGUUGUGCCGCCAUCUCCAAGCCCAAUCACGCCAAGUCAAGCAAAUCCUCCCAGCCCUCAAGAUACUGUUGUCGUGUCUUCUCCCCAAGGGCCGCAAUUUCCGUCCCAAUCAGUGUCCCAGUACGGAGGAAAAGGUGUGCCUCAAUACGGCCCGCCUCCGGCUACUUCUCCGCAGUUUUCUCCAACACAACAACGAUUCCCGGGUCCACACCCGCCCGGUUCUCAAUCUCCUGGUGUUCAAACACCGCAACAGCAACAACGAAAUUAUUAUGCGCCUUACACAGAACAGCCGCCCUACCCUCCCCCACAGCAUCCUCAAAUGGGACAAUCACAAGGUGGCUUCAUGCUACCCCCUUUUCAGGUAUCGCUCCAGGAUCCAUCACGUGCACAUCAAACCCCAGCGUCUGCACCACACUUCCCUCGGGUCUCAACUCCCGUCAAUGAUCGGAAAUCCUUGCCUUUAACUAAAAUAUGCACGCCAUCAGUGAGCUCCACCAAGCCCAGCUUUCCACCGCUACAUCCACAAGUCAUCCAAGCGCUCGCCUCCUUUUCCACGCCUUCAAGCAUCCGCACCCCUCGAAGUGCCUUGCAGACACCAAGAUCUGCGAAGACAAUUUGGAAAGCUUCUGCAAUACAAUUCGCGCACUCCCCAGCUCCUCGACCAUCCGUUAGCCCUAUCGAUGAUAUAGGGCCUCCAUUCGAUCCACCGAAGCAGACCCAUUCUAAACCGAAAGCCACCCGCAAGGCAAGGGCAAAAGGCAAAGGAAAGGAAAAGGAGUCGGAACCUGGACCGGUAGAAGAAUCUAUACCGGAGGUAGAAGGCCGACAGGGUCGAAGUACUCGGAAAACAGCCACGAGAAGAGCAAGGCCUGGCAGUAUAGCUUCUUCUCAAGCAGGCACCUCUAUUCAAGGACGCAGCAGGAGCCAAUCUGUUAUGUCUCAUACUGAGACCAUUGCAGCAGAGACAGAGUUUCAAACUGAUUAUCAGGUCAAAUCUGAACCUGGCACUUCUGUUGAUGUUAUUGAAGAGGAUUCAGCUGGACUUGCCUUACAAACGUCCACUCGCCGGCGAGGCACUACUCAGCCCCUCCAAACCAACAAACGGAAGCGCGCUGCCCGAGAGGCCUCGAUACCGGAAUCAGAAGACCUACCUGGUACGCCAGGACUACCGAAAACCGUCGUUGCUCCUCGACAUUUCUCUCGCAUGUGUAAUCCAAUUAUGAAUGAUAUUGGGUCACACAAACAUGCAUCUACGUUCACCACCGCCGUGAAGGCAAAGGAUGCAGAAGGCUAUUAUGAUAUCAUCAAGCGACCGACAGAUCUAAAGUCUAUCCAGAAAGCCAUUGCAGCUGGAGCGAAAGUUGUAGCAGCUGCCGCUUCUGAUACUCCAGCAGGCAGUCCUGGCGGUGGGGGUGGUGUUGUUGAGUUCCCUCUCACUGUCGACGUCAUUCCCCCCAAAGCUAUCGUUAACUCUGCUCAACUUGAGAAAGAGCUGAUGCGGAUGUUUGUUAAUGCAGUUAUGUUCAACGCCGGCGAAGAAGGGGUAGUCGAGGAUGCCCGAGAAAUGUUUGGAACUGUCGAACAGAGCGUUUCGAAUUGGCGCAGUGCUGAACGAUCUAGUGGAAGGAUGGAGGUCGAAGAGACGCCAGUACCGGAUGAAGAUGUGCCCACCGCAUCCAAACGGAGGAAGCUAUGA